Messenger RNA from Baudoinia panamericana UAMH 10762, 1332 nucleotides. RefSeq lists its product as uncharacterized. Gene Ontology annotation, biological process: chromatin remodeling. NCBI's taxonomy places the organism in Eukaryota, Fungi, Ascomycota, Dothideomycetes, Mycosphaerellales, Teratosphaeriaceae. Gene Ontology annotation, cellular component: Ino80 complex. Bases 322 to 1107 code for a protein of 261 amino acids. The record is from RefSeq and is a predicted model, not a curated record. The transcript is spliced from 2 exons.
UGCCCGAGCGCGAGUUUCAGGGAAACGAUGGAGGGCUCGAUGAUGUUGUUGCGGCGAAAUGGCAAGCCUAUUCUAAGAGCAAGCCUGCCACGAGGCGCCUCGUCUACCUAUUUUCCCGUAAAACCAUGCUUCCACUGUCACGACCCAUCAUCACUGCCUCACGCGAAAUGUAAAGAGGAACAUUCCAUAGACCGGAGGCCCGCCCCCCAGCCAGACAAGAAACCGCUUACCGUCGCAAUCUAGCUUUGUGCUCAAGCCCUCCUUACCCUCCAUCACCCACACCAUACACUCAUUCUACAGUGUUAGACGACAUCUCCCACCAUGUCGACAUCGGCGGCCACUAGCAAGUCGUCAUCAAAGACGCCCAGGAAGAGCCUCAAAGUGCGCUUAAGACUCUCUCCUAAAAUCCUCGCCAAGUUCCCAUCCGACAUCACGCCCAAGCCAUCAAUAGCGACACCUGCCAUCGAGCCACUGUCGUCAGCACAAUUACACGAUGCCACCGACAAGACGUCAGACUCGAAUGGCACGCCCAUGCCGGCGCCCAGCAACGAGACCGGAGAUGGCAAUACUCUAGCACCACCAAAGGUUGACAGGCGCAGAAGAGGUGGCGCGGGCAUCAGCAGUGGACGGAAGCGAGCACCACCCUCCAUCGACCCAAAUGGGCCCAUGAGGGAACGUGGACGGCCUGGUCCAAAGAAGAAACCACGAUUUAGACCAGACGGCACGAUUGACCGCUCCAAUGAUGGUACUAGGCCCGCGCCCGUCACAGCACCUUCCCGUCUUGGACCCAAGGCAAAUACGGGCAACAUCAACGCCAAUCUCCGCGCUCUGGACCGCUCUGGCAAACCGUGCCGGCGGUGGGAACGUAAGCCGCUGCAUAUCAAGUCAUUUACCGGCGUCAUGUGGGGUAUGCCAUCUUGGAAAGCGCCCCAACGCGACAACGGCUUCGCUGGCGACGUUAAAAGCGACAGUACCGGGUCCAGUGACCUCAAGCGCAACGACAGCAGCGCUGUUGGCAGUGACAGGAGCCACAGUGGGAUGGAUGUCGGCGAUACGACUAUGAUGAAUGGGAUUGAGAGCUCACCGGCGCCUCCUGUUCCAGCCUGAGUGUCGAACACAACUUCUGCUCUGUAAUUUUGUGUUUUCUGAUCUCGCCGCCUUGUAGGCUGGCUCUAGCGACGGAGUUUGGGAGGGCGAGCGAAAGCUACGCAAGUGUAGCAAUGAAUGUAUUAGGGACAGGGAGAAGACUCUUCACGUCGUACGUGCUACUUCAGCGUCACGUCCUAUCAACACUAGGACCACGAUUGGCAACAUGUUGAAAGACGGCGGCAG